AUGGGACUACCUUUCGGUAUCAAGCCGCAGGCCAACAGUCACCCCGUGGCCGAGCACUCACAGUCUGACUCUGAAGCGUCCAUCAUCCGCGAUGGCGAUCUCGCCUACGUACGGCAAACAGCUGGAAAUGGCGCUUCAGGAUACCAGGAAGCUGUCGGUGCUCCCGUCGAGACACGCUCACCGCUGGGAUACCACGUCAACUGGUUGACUAUCAUCUUCCUCAACCUCAAUCACAUGGUCGGCACCGGCAUUUUCUCCACGCCAGCUACUAUCCUACGGCUCACAGGCUCAGUCGGUCUGGCUCUCGUCUAUUGGGUCAUUGGCUUCCUCUUGGCUGUAGCUGGUCUCGCAGUCCACAUGGAGUUCACCAGCUAUUUUCCCAACCGCAGUGGCUCAGAGGUUGUCUGGCUCGAGCAAGUCUUUCCCCGACCGAAGCAUCUCUUCCCCGUUGCCUUCGCUGUACAGUCUGUGCUGCUAUCUUUCAGUAGCAGUAACGCAAUUGUCCUUUCCAACUACCUCUGGCGUAUUGUCGGUCGCGCGCCGGAUCCCUGGGAGCUCAAGGGUGUUGCGAUUGCAGCUUACACGUUGGCUGUCAUCACUGUUAUUGCACAUAACAAGUAUUCCCUGUGGGCGAUAAACGUUAUUGGUGCUUUAAAAUUGCUCUUGCUAUUGUUAAUCUCCAUCUCGGGCCUUGUCAUCCUUGGAGGUCAUUUCCCGCGGAUCGAGAACCCAGGCAUCAACUUUCGUCAUGGCUUUCAAGACACAACUUCGAGCGGCUACAGUCUCUCUCAGGCCAUGGUCAACAUCACAUUUGCCUUCUCAGGUUGGCAAAACGCUUUCAGCAUGGCAAAUGAGAUCAAGAAUCCUAUCCCCACCUUGAAAAAGAAUGCCACGGCUUCCCUGCUCAUUGUCUUCUCUCUAUACUUCCUCUCCAACAUUGCCUACUUUGCCGCAGUCCCCAAGGACAUAUUUCUCGAGUCUAAAGAGCUGGCCGCCGCUGUCUUCUUUCGUACAGCCUUUGGGUCUUCAGCAGAGUCCGCCCUCAAUUUUUGUGUCCUCUUGAGCUCUUUCGGCAACCUCCUAGCUGUUCUUAUCAGCCAGUCCCGUCAGAUCAGAGAAAUCGCGCGCCAAGGCGUACUCCCGUGGACUGAAUUCUGGGUUUCAACCAAACCCUUGGGGACUCCCAUCGGCCCAUAUCUACUCAAAUGGGGGUUCACUUUCCUGAUGAUCGUCUCGCCUCCAGCGGGUGAUGCCUUUCAGUUCGUCGUCUCUCUCAAGACAUACCCUGAUGCCAUAUUCCAUGCUGCCAUGGGCGUUGGUCUUUUACUGAUUCGUCGCCGCCGUUCUCGCUCCGAAACUCCCAGAUCCGACUUUUGA
Molecule: messenger RNA, 1377 nt
Organism: Fusarium tjaetaba
Lineage: Eukaryota; Fungi; Ascomycota; Sordariomycetes; Hypocreales; Nectriaceae
Product: high-affinity methionine permease
Exons: 1
Coding region: 1-1377 (458 amino acids)
Biological process (GO): amino acid transmembrane transport
Cellular component (GO): membrane
Molecular function (GO): L-amino acid transmembrane transporter activity
Source: RefSeq, a predicted model, not a curated record